This is a messenger RNA of Eupeodes corollae, 3489 nucleotides long. RefSeq names its product polypeptide N-acetylgalactosaminyltransferase 1 (gene Pgant1). NCBI's taxonomy places the organism in Eukaryota, Metazoa, Arthropoda, Insecta, Diptera, Syrphidae. Bases 953 to 2770 code for a protein of 605 amino acids. The record is from RefSeq and is a predicted model, not a curated record. The transcript has 6 exons. Gene Ontology annotation, cellular component: Golgi apparatus.
GACAGCAGCUAAUUUCAUAAGAAUAUUUUUGUGUGUUUUCUUUUAUAAUUUUCUCCCAACAAGUCGACCGACCAAAACCGUGCGUCGACUGAACCGACCAAAUAAUCUCCCACCAACAAAAUAACAACAGAAACAAGAAACAAUACAAAAAAAGAAAGAAACGAAACGAAGGAAAAGAAGAACCAUCAAACUUCGAUUAAUGAAGAAACCUUUCAAAAGACUUCGGAAUUUCUGAGACCAAACUCGAGGCCAAAACUUGAAACCAUUUGUCCAAACAACAGGAUUUGCUGACGUCGUUGUCUUCUUGUUUUUCGCCCAAAGUCUCUCAAAUCAAACAAACAACCUAUAGAAACAAAUAAGACUCCGGAAUCAAAUAAACCAAAACGACGACUCUGACGACGGUGACGACGACGUCGACGAGAAGAAAGCAACAAAAUUCGCCAAUGAGAUGAGAAUAAGGUAAAAGAUGAAUAUUAAGCUCGCUGCUGCUGUUGAUCAUAGUCGACGCGAACGCCACAUCAGAAACAGUAACGGAAUCACGUUUACGCCACCAGCACUACAAUCUUCUUCUGCCGUCUUCGCCGAGGUUCGCGUUCGCGGUUAAUUUGCAUUUCAAUCCGUAACUAUUUUGUGCCAUGAAGUGCGGCUUCUCCGUCAGCCAAGCUGAGCCUGAGCCUGAGACUAAGCAAAGUGUUGUGUGUAUGUCGACUGCCUGUAUCGCCGCCCUGAUACAAAGCAAAUUACUCUUUCUUCUUCAUCAUCAAACUCAAAGAAACAACUACUGACCAAUUGAUAAACAACUUUACAACAACUUCCUAUUCCCACCUCAAAACUACGACUACGUCUAAGUCUACAACGACAACGUGAACAUUCUAAAAUUAGUUUUUAAGUAGAAAGUGUGUGUGAUUGAUUGUUUAAGUGAGUGCGAGUGCGAGUAAGUGAGAGCUGGAAAAUGCUUCCGAGAUUCCGACGUUCGUUCUACGGCAAGCUGAUCAUCUUGUCAGUGGUCGUGUCUUUCUUCCUGCUGUACCUCAGAGUCAUCAGUUUGAAUUUGGCUGAAGAUGCUAUUGAAGCACGAAACAGGCUGCUUCUAGCCACUCCGGCAGCUCUACAGAACCCGGAUAUUGUGCUGGAAGACAAUUCCAUCGUGACGCCAUUCAUCUAUCCCUCAGAAGAGAACAUCUACGAGAAGCAAAUUAGGGAGGACCUAGCCAAACAGGUGGCUGGCCUGGGCGACGAAGGACGAGCUGUUCUUCUAGACGGGGACGAAAAGAUUCGCGGCGAUGAGGUCUAUGAGAAAAUCGCCCUCAAUGAGGUGCUCAGUGAGAAGCUCUCCUACAACCGCACCACCCCGGAUUCAAGGCUGCCCAUGUGCGCUAACAUCAAAUACGACUUGAACGACCUCCCGACCACCAGUGUCAUCAUCAUUUUCUUCAACGAACCGUAUUCGGUUCUGCUGAGGACAGUCCACAGUGUCCUCAACACCGGGGACUCCCGGAUUCUAAAGGAAAUCAUCCUGGUCGAUGAUGGCAGCACCAACGAGGAACUAGGCGGUAAGCUGGAUUACUAUGUGACGACACGCCUUCCCAAGUCAGUUGUUCAUGUGCUGCGUCUCAAAAACAGACUUGGUCUUAUUCGAGCCCGAUUGGCAGGAGCUCGAAUCGCCACUGGUGAUACUUUGAUAUUCCUCGAUGCCCAUUGUGAGGGAAUCGUUGGUUGGAUGGAACCAUUAUUAUCGCGAAUCAAGGAAUCUCGCACAUCGGUGCUGGUUCCUAUUAUCGAUGUUAUAGACUCAAAAGACUUCCAAUAUUGUACAAACGGUUAUAAACAAUUCCAAGUAGGUGGUUUCCAAUGGAAUGGUCAUUUCGAUUGGAUUAAUGUUCCUUCACGUGAAUAUGCGCGCAUCACAAGAGAAUGUGACAGGCCUUUAGAAGUUUGUCCAACAUAUAGUCCGACCAUGGCUGGUGGAUUAUUUGCCAUUGAUCGACAAUAUUUCUGGGAAGUUGGAAGUUAUGAUGAACAGAUGGAUGGAUGGGGUGGUGAGAAUCUUGAGAUGUCCUUCAGAAUUUGGCAGUGUGGUGGUACAAUUGAAACUAUUCCAUGUUCUCGAGUUGGACAUGUUUUCAGGGAUUUCCAUCCUUAUGCGUUUCCUAAUGACCGUGAUACUCAUGGUAUCAACACCGCCCGAAUGGCCCUUGUCUGGAUGGAUGAAUACAUUAACUUAUUCUACAUGAAUCGUCCGGAUUUGAAGUUCCAUCCUGACAUCGGCGAUGUUACUCACCGAAUUAUGCUGCGUAAGAAACUACGCUGCAAGAACUUCGAAUGGUACCUCAAAAAUGUCUAUCCCGAAAAAUUCAUUCCAACAAAAGAUGUGAUUGCUUUUGGAAAGGUAAGAGCAAUGAGUCGCAAUUUAUGCCUUGACGAUUUGCAGCAAAACAACGAGAAGCCAUACAAUCUCGGUGUUUUCUUCUGCGGAACUCCCAUAACAAAAUCUCAAUUCUUCUCGAUAACCAAUGACGGUGUGCUGCGCAACGAACUCAGCUGUGCAACGGUACAGCGAAGUGAUUCGCCUCCCUUCAGAGUGGUUAUGACUCCGUGCUUCGAUAAAACAGACUUUAACGAACAUUGGGAGUAUGCAAAUGACAAAUUUGUCCAUAUUAAAACUGGACUCUGUCUGGAUUAUCGGGGCCUUAAGAGUGCCGAUGAUGUUCAAGUGGCCACAUGUGAUACGGAGAGUGAGACUCAGAAAUGGUUCAUCGAACGUAAAUAGAUAAAUAUAUAAAUAGAUAGAGAUGGCUCUUAAAAGAGUGAUUAUUAUUUUGUUUAUUUUAUAAAUUAGAUAACUUUAUAGAUUUAUAUAUAUAAAAAAAGAAUAUAUGUAUUUUAUUUUUUAUUAUAACUGUCCAUUUUGCCUGUAAUAAAUUUUAUUAUAUGCUUAGGAGAUUUAUUGAGCUUUAAUCAUAAACAAAAUGUGAAUGUAUUACAUAUUGUCAAAUGCAUCACUUAAACUGAAGUCAAACAACAAAAAUCAAAUAUUAUAUAAAAUUCGUUAGCGAUUCCUAAAUAAAUACAAAAAAAUAUAUAUAUAUAUCUACUUUAAAAAAUUAAAAACAAAAAUAAAUAUUGGGAAUUGAGAGCGGAUUAGAUAAACAAACAUUCCUCUCUCUCACAACAAACAACUAACUAAAACUAGUCUUUAUUGGCAACUACUUUAUAUAUUAAAUAAAUAUAAAAAUAUAACAAAAAUAUAAGAUUUUUUUAUACAAGUAAUUUUUUUAUACGAAUAUUAUAAAAUGAAAAAUUUAAUAAUUCCAAAAUUAAAACAAUUUAACAAAAUCGUAGUUAGGUUCUGUAAAUUUUUUUAAAUAAUAUAAAAAUAAUUAAAAUUACUAUGACAAGAAUUUAUAAAAACAGAAAAAAGAAAAUUGCAUUAUUUAUUAAUCGCUGGAUAUUUAGAAUGAUAUGAAAAUAAAAAAAAAGUAAACUGAA